AUUAUUUUAAAAAAAUUUAACCUAACUUUAAACAUUUUUUCUCGUAUUAAAUAUGUUUUCCAUUUAUAUGCAGGAACGGGCUAUGAACGUCGCAUGCUGAAGAGAAUUUUACCCGGUCCACUGCGCGGCGACCCGUGUCUCGUCACCUCGGAAGCGCGCGGAGCACUCCGCCGUGGCCCAUGACAGGUCAAGGCCCUUACAGAGCGACGCGUUGCCCCCAAGCGCUUCCCUUUCCCCCGCAAUAAAUUCGCUCUAACCACUACCGUAGAGUGUGACCAAAGCCAAUAGCCCAAGGGAAGAUCCCAAAAGCGCUUCUUCUGCUUCUUCUCCUUCUUCUUCUCCUCCUCCCCCUCCAUGGAAGUAGAAGCAGAAGCAGAUGCAGCCGCAGCCGCAGAAGAAGACGCUAAGCCCUUACUAUCUCACGAGGAACAUAAUGACCGUAUCAUGGAGGAAUUCGGAGGAGGAUCCUCAUCAUAUUACAAAGAUUUUGAUUGGCGAGCACCUGCCAUUGUAUUGGGAUUUGUGUCCUUGGAAAGCCUGGGUUUCUCUGGUAUUGCAACAAACCUAGUAAUAUAUCUUAGUCGCAUCCUUUGUGAAAACAAUGCCUCGAUUGCAACGAGUAUCACUGCUUGGACCGGAACAAGCUAUUUUACCCCUUUCAUUGGAGCAGUUCUUGCUGACUCAUAUUUCGGAAGUUACCGGAUGAUCUUCUUCUCUUCGUUGAUUUAUCUUGCGGGAAUGAGUGUUAUCACACUGUCCGCCUUAUUGCCAUCGUUGAAGCCUCUUUCAAGCAAUGGAUAUUCAUGUACCUCCGCUAUCGAGGCUCAAAAGCUCCUUUUCUACUCCGGCUUAUACCUUAUAGCUUUUGGCAGUGGUGGAGUCAAGUCGUCAUUACUCCCGUUUGGCGCCAGCCAAUUUGAUGAUGAGAAUCCUACUGAGAGACUAAAGAAGGAAUCCUUCUUUAAUUGGUUCUAUUUCUGCAUCAAUGUUGGCACCCUAAUAUCGAGUACUCUAAUAGUUUGGAUUCAAGAGGAUGUGAGUUGGGCUGUCGGAUAUGGCCUCUCCACUCUUUGCAUUGCUGCAGCUUUAGGAUGUUUUCUUGUAGGAAGAGCUAUUUAUAAGCUAAGAGAGCCAGGAGGGAGCCCACUGAAGAGAAUUCUUCAAGUUAUUGUUGCCUCUUUUCGAAAAGCCAAUCUAAAAGCUCCUGUUGAUGCUGCUUCCCUGUAUGAGGUGCCGGAUGAAAUUUCAAACAUUCAGGGAAAGCAAACAUUACCACAUACAGAGGAUUACAAGUUCUUGGAUAAAGCUGCAAUAAUAUCGGAUUCAGAUUCUGAGGAUGGUCUUAAUGUUAGUUCUUGGAGAUUAUGUACAAUUACUCAAGUGGAAGAAUUGAAGCUGCUUCUAAGGCUAUUCCCAAUCUGGUUAACUAGCAUCGUCUACUCAGUCGCUUACGCCCAAAUGUAUACAACCUUCGUCGAGCAAGGAAGAGCAAUGGAUACGAAGGUAGGAUCCUUCUCCGUCCCUCCUGCCUCACUCUAUGCUUUCGAAGUUGUAAGUGUCAUGUUAUGGGUUUUGCUCUGCAACACAUUGAUUGCUGAUAUAUUGAGAAAUUAUUCCUGUCGACUAUCUCAUUUGAGAAGAAUCGGUGUUGGGUAUUUUCUGAUGAUAUUAGCUUUGGCAAUCGCUGCAACCGUAGAAGGGAAUCGACUAAAGGGGGUCGAGAACGGAAAUCGAAUAAGUAUUUUGUGGCAACUUCCUCAAUACUUUGUUCUCGGCGGGUCAGAGGUGUUUAGUUAUAUUGCACAGCUCGCGUUGUUCUAUGAGCAGGGUCCUGGUACUAUGCGGAGCAUGUGCACAGCUAUAUCCUUGCUCGCAGUUUCCCUGGGGAAUUACUUGAGCUCUGUUGUAAUUAUGGUUGUCAGAUUCGCGACGAAGACUGGCGGAGGGCCGGGAUGGAUCCCGGAUAACUUGGAUGAGGGCCAUCUUGAUUAUUUCUUCUGGUGGUUGGCGGGAGUUUGCGCGGUGAAUUUCAUCUCUUAUCUUGCUUGUGCUCGCAGAUUUAAUCUGAAGGAAGUGAUCGAAUGAACACUUGAAUAGAUAGCACACUGUUGGGCUAAUAUCAUCUUAGUAAUGAAGGUAAUCUGGUGGUGUAAUCUUCUUCUGGUGUUGGGUUUUUACGACUAAAAUUUGUGCCCAUUCAUUUGUUUUCACGGACAUUUAUGCGUCGAUCAUAUGGUUUAAUAACUAUUCUACAUGCGGCUUUUUUAA
This is a messenger RNA of Ananas comosus (pineapple), 2268 nucleotides long. RefSeq names its product protein NRT1/ PTR FAMILY 8.3-like. Gene Ontology annotation, cellular component: membrane. Bases 355 to 2085 code for a protein of 576 amino acids. Gene Ontology annotation, molecular function: transmembrane transporter activity. The record is from RefSeq and is a predicted model, not a curated record. NCBI's taxonomy places the organism in Eukaryota, Viridiplantae, Streptophyta, Magnoliopsida, Poales, Bromeliaceae. The transcript is spliced from 5 exons. Gene Ontology annotation, biological process: transmembrane transport.